AUGACUCAGGAGAUAAUCUGUUGGUGGUUGCCCCGUGUACCUGAGGGCUGUGAGGCUGUGACCCUUAGUGUCUGCCUGUGCCCACGUCACAGUCCACUGCCUGCUCCGCGGGGGGACAGCUUCCUGCCCUCCCCUGCCCUGGGUCACACAGCCCUCCUUCCCCAGGCGCACACGGACUCCCUGAACACCCUUGUGGCCCUGCACCAGCUCUACCAGUACACACAGAAAUACUAUGACGAGAUCAUCAACGCCCUGGAGGAGGACCCUGCUGCCCAGAAGAUGCAGCUGGCUUUCCGCCUACAGCAGAUCGCCGCUGCACUCGAGAACAAGGUCACAGACCUCUGACCUCCGGUCUCCGCCACCAUAGUCUGGUGGCACAGGUGUGUGACGCCCAGUGCCGGCAUUGGGCAGCCCCUGGGUAAGGAGUCCGAGGUGGUGGGCACAGCCCUUCUCUCCCGCCGGCAGAGGAAGAGCCCUCCGGGGAGUGCGAGUGUGGGUGCAGCGGGGACCCCACCUCAGUGUUGGUAGCCACAUAGCGUCUUUCUCCUGAGCAAUAGUGCCUGGCGCCCUCCAGCACCAGCCCCUCCUGAAGAACCAGCAUCGGGCAUUGUCUCCGAGUGGAGUCCCCUGAGCUAUUUGUAAACGUGCCUUUCGCCCCCGGCGCCACCCGGUGUCGCUAGGGGCAGUCGGGCCUCAGCCCCCCCUUCCUGAGCACCAGCAGCCGCCCGGUGUGGGUUUGGCCUCUUUGGGUGGGGUCUGAGUGCCUGCAGCCCCCAGGGCCUCGGGCCCAGACUGCCUGCCUGACAGAGGAGAAUAGUGGUACGAUGCCUUCCUGACCUCACCUGGCCCGCUCCGCGGGGCACCAGCACAUUGGGCAGACUGCGCUCCGGGCCUCACCUCAAAGGUCACGCUGGAUGUCAGACGUCGAGGCCCAGGCAGCCAGAGGAGACCCAGCAGACCGGGGGUCCUGGCCUCGGCCUGUCAGACAGGCUGUCCUGGAGGCUCUGUCCGGUCUGGGGGGCCAGGAGGAGCUCGGCCAGGACACCCCCACCCCUUUUGUAAAUCUUGUUUAUUGUAAAUCAAAUACAAGUGUCUUUUUCACUCUG
This is a messenger RNA of Miniopterus natalensis, 1106 nucleotides long. The record is from RefSeq and is a predicted model, not a curated record. Lineage: Eukaryota; Metazoa; Chordata; Mammalia; Chiroptera; Miniopteridae.